This is a messenger RNA of Odobenus rosmarus divergens (Pacific walrus), 1873 nucleotides long. RefSeq names its product family with sequence similarity 49, member A (gene CYRIA). The transcript is spliced from 10 exons. Lineage: Eukaryota; Metazoa; Chordata; Mammalia; Carnivora; Odobenidae. The coding region runs from base 13 to 984 and encodes 323 amino acids. Gene Ontology annotation, biological process: regulation of actin filament polymerization. Gene Ontology annotation, molecular function: small GTPase binding. The record is from RefSeq and is a predicted model, not a curated record.
AGGUUUGCUGGGAUGGGAAACCUGCUCAAAGUCCUUACCAGGGAAAUUGAAAACUAUCCACAUUUUUUCCUGGAUUUUGAAAACGCCCAGCCCACAGAAGGAGAGAGGGAAAUAUGGAACCAGAUCAGUGCCGUCCUCCAGGAUUCUGAGAGCAUCCUUGCAGACCUGCAGGCUUACAAGGGCGCGGGGCCAGAGAUCCGAGAUGCGAUUCAGAAUCCCAACGACAUUCAGCUUCAAGAAAAAGCUUGGAAUGCAGUAUGUCCUCUGGUUGUGAGGCUAAAGAGAUUUUAUGAAUUUUCCAUAAGGCUAGAGAAAGCUCUUCAGAGUUUAUUAGAGUCUCUGACCUGUCCACCCUACACGCCAACCCAGCACCUGGAACGGGAGCAGGCCCUGGCAAAGGAGUUCGCGGAAAUUCUCCAUUUUACCCUGCGAUUUGAUGAGCUGAAGAUGAGGAACCCAGCUAUUCAGAACGACUUCAGCUACUACAGAAGGACGAUAAGUCGCAACCGCAUCAACAACAUGCAUCUAGACAUUGAGAAUGAAGUCAAUAAUGAGAUGGCCAAUCGAAUGUCCCUCUUCUAUGCAGAAGCCACGCCAAUGCUGAAAACCCUUAGCAAUGCCACCAUGCACUUUGUCUCCGAAAACAAAACCCUGCCAAUAGAGAACACGACAGACUGCCUCAGUACGAUGACGAGUGUUUGUAAAGUCAUGCUGGAAACACCGGAGUACAGGAGUAGGUUCACAAGUGAAGAAACGCUGAUGUUCUGCAUGAGGGUGAUGGUGGGGGUCAUCAUUCUCUAUGACCACGUUCACCCCGUGGGAGCGUUCUGCAAGACAUCCAAGAUUGAUAUGAAAGGCUGCAUAAAGGUUUUGAAGGAACAGGCCCCGGACAGUGUGGAGGGGCUACUGAAUGCCCUCAGGUUCACUACCAAGCACUUGAAUGAUGAAUCAACUUCCAAACAGAUUCGAGCAAUGCUUCAGUAGAGCUCUGCUCAAAGAAGAGGAUCUAUGUACUGACCUCAGAAGAUGUAUAUGUUUACAUAAUUUAAUACAGAUUGAUGUUAAUACUUGUGUAUUUACAUAACCGUUUCCUUCUUGUCACUGAAAUAUAUGGACUUUAAUUUGUAUCUUGACUGACUCGACCCAGCAGAGCAUAAAUUGACUUGAGAGCCUAACCUUUGAUGUCUAAAACAAAACCCUCUUCUCCAAAGCCAAAAUUUGGAGAUGUUGGUCUUUACUACUGGAGUCCUUUAACUACACCUGUAACAAUCCAAAAUUCCCAAUAGUUUGUGGUAGUGUUUUAAUUCUAGAUGUGUAAUCUCUCUGGGAAGUUUACUUAUAGAAACACGAAGUAUUUGAUUUCCUGUGUCGGCUUGGCUACAAGAAACACAACCGUUAUCCUGACAGAGGGAGAGAGGAAUCCAAGAAAAGAAAAAUGCAUGUGAAGACACAAACUCAAGUGUUUGGAAUUCAGCACGCCCCCCACCUCUCUUCCCUCAGACUGCAAACCACAUGUGCAGCUUUUUUGUUUGCACGUUAUUUUAUUUAGCGACAUAUUCCCCUUUUCUCUGGAUUUAUAUUCCUCUAACGUUCCCUUUUGAUUCUGCAAGAGGAAAAUCACCUGCGCUUGAAUCCAUUUGUAAGAAAGAAGUGAGAAUAGAUAGAUGUGCUGUCAUAGCUGAGCUGUGAAGGUGGUUGUCUUGGAAGUGGGGGACAGGCUGGGAGGAAGGACACACAGGCAACAGAACAGUCCUCUCUCCACUUCAACCCUCUGCCUUUGGGUAAUUUUACUGACAUUCCAGGUAUCUGUGGGGUACUGGGUGCCCAGCUGCCCUCCCGAAAUGGGCCCUGCCCUUUGUGGGCUGAUCAUGUG